Messenger RNA from Cordyceps fumosorosea ARSEF 2679, 594 nucleotides. Its product is annotated as Aspartyl/glutamyl-tRNA amidotransferase subunit B-related protein. Lineage: Eukaryota; Fungi; Ascomycota; Sordariomycetes; Hypocreales; Cordycipitaceae. Bases 1 to 594 code for a protein of 197 amino acids. Gene Ontology annotation, molecular function: carbon-nitrogen ligase activity, with glutamine as amido-N-donor. The transcript has a single exon. The record is from RefSeq and is a predicted model, not a curated record. Gene Ontology annotation, cellular component: mitochondrion.
AUGUCGUCAAGACUCACCUCCAUGGCCCUGCGCGCGCGCCUCGCCCCCACAACAGUGCGCGCCGGUCCACGACUCCUCCCCCGUGCCACCCGCCCGUACUCCUCAACCGCCGACGACCUCCCGACACCGCCGCCGCUCCUGCAGAAGCUCAAGGGCGACCUCAAGACGGCAAUGCGCGCCAAGGACGCGAACCGGCUCUCCGUGCUGCGCGCCGUCAUGGCCGGCAACCUCAACGCGUCCAAGACGGCCUCGCCGAUCCGCACCGACGUGCAGCUGGUCGCGCUGAUGCGGCGCCUGGCCAAGGGCGCCGAGGAGGCGGCCGCCGAGGCCCGGGCCGCAGGCCGCGCGGACCUCGCGGACAAGGAGGACGCGCAGGGCGCGAUCCUGGCCGAGUACGUGCAGGGCAGCGGCGUGGCGGCGCCGGACGAGGCGGAGCUGCGCGCGGCGGUGGAGGCGGCGGUGGCGGAGGUGGGAGGCGAGGCAGGCAAGACGGCGAUGGGUGAGGUGAUGAAGAAGCUGGGGGUGGCGCUGGAGGGCAAGGACGUGGAUAAGAAGGCGCUGGCGGAGAUGGUGAAGAAGGCGAUGUCGUCGUGA